Messenger RNA from Penaeus indicus, 715 nucleotides. Its product is annotated as small cysteine and glycine repeat-containing protein 2-like. The coding region runs from base 46 to 510 and encodes 154 amino acids. Gene Ontology annotation, cellular component: extracellular region. NCBI's taxonomy places the organism in Eukaryota, Metazoa, Arthropoda, Malacostraca, Decapoda, Penaeidae. Gene Ontology annotation, molecular function: peptidase inhibitor activity. The transcript has 3 exons. The record is from RefSeq and is a predicted model, not a curated record.
GAGAGCGAUCGACGCCCUCAGAAGGCCCGCGUCGACGCAACAAAAAUGGUCCCGUGGAAGGUACAGCUGCUGGUGCUGCUGGCGGCGGUCGCCGUGAGCCUCGCCCAGAACACGCGCGGAGGAGGAGGAGGAGGCUUCGUGGGCGUCAUCGCCGGCGGUUUCGGCGGCGGCGGAGGCGGCGGUUGCGGCGGCGGCGGCGGCUGCGGUGGAGGUUUCGGCGGUGGCGGCGGCUACGGCGGAGGGUUCGGCGGCUCCAGCGGGGGCUGUCGGUACUGGUGCAGAACCAAUUUCGGCCAGUACUACUGCUGCGAGGGCGGCGGAAGCAACAUAAACUACCCUGUUGUGAAGCCAGGCAGAUGCCCGCCCGUGCGACCGCAGUGCCCGCCCGUGAGGACCUUCCGCCCUCCGUCCACGUGCAGCAGCGACUCCAGCUGCGCCGGCUCCGACAAGUGUUGUUACGACACCUGCCUUCGCCACCACACCUGCAAGCCGCCCAACUUUUACGGCUGAUCCCCCCCCCCACCGCCUGAGGCCCAGGGGGCAGGGCCGGCGACGUUGCCCUGGCCCUGAGGUCCCCGGCUUGGGUUGGGUCAGGGCUGGGUCAGGAGGAGCCGAGGGACAGGCGCGCCCCCGCGGCUCCGACCCGUGACAGCUCAGCCUCGCCCUCGUCAGCCGUGGUCGCAGUUGUGGCGCGGUUCUUCGAACACCUCCCCCC